UUUUGACCAAAAUCAUAAAUAAGAUGGUGCCGACUUGUUCCGACCUCAAGUGGACAUGGAAGAGAAGGAAGACACUCAUAGACUAUGAACUCCAGCAGCAGGCCCACCAGCUGGAGAAACAGAACUUGGACUUUCUCGACUUUAUUUGCUACAAUAGAUUUUGAAUACAGAUUAGACCAGAGCUUAUUUGUUUAUUUUUGGAUGAUGAACAGCAAAAACAGAUCUUGAAGAAGAUAGUCAAGCUGGGUCCUCAACUUCCUAAGUUUAUUUAUUUUCACUUACAGCAAAUUAAGAAGAGGGGAACACGCAUUCAGUAUAAGAACUACUGCAUCAAGAUGUUGAACCAGAUAAGAGGAAGCAACUUGAAAUCGAUUAGAAUUGGAGGAGACAGUACAGUUUUAGAUUUAGCAAACUUUAGCUUUUAUGCCAGGAGUGUGCUCAGACUCGCUUCAAUGAUGACAAUUUUGGUUCAAAUAAAAGCCUUCAAAAUAUCACACAAACAUUUUGGAAGGAUCCUCAUGUCAUGAAACAACACCCAGCAAUUGUGAUUCAGACACUGACAAGUGAAUGUUGAUAAUUUGGAUUAUCUUGAUCAUGUAGGGGAUACAAAAGAUACCCGCUCUUUGAUCAAGCAUCUCUGUUUAGAAUACAACACAUUUAUUCAACCUGAAGAAGACAGUGAAAACUUAGAUGGACUGGUUCAGAAGAUGGCUAAGUCCAGGCUUAACACUGGUUUACACACUGUAACAAUCCGCCUUAUUUGAAGAGUUAAAAACGCCUCUCCAAGGAAAGAGUACAAACUUGGGAACUUUAAUGUAACUGUAAACUGAUUUUCCUUGGUAUCUUAAUACUUUUGUUUGACUGAUUUGACCAUAACUCACUUGUUUCAACUCACAC
This is a messenger RNA of Moneuplotes crassus, 897 nucleotides long. NCBI's taxonomy places the organism in Eukaryota, Ciliophora, Spirotrichea, Euplotida, Euplotidae. The record is from the annotation of a GenBank genome assembly.